This is a messenger RNA of Chenopodium quinoa (quinoa), 2147 nucleotides long. RefSeq names its product transcription factor bHLH87-like. Gene Ontology annotation, molecular function: DNA-binding transcription factor activity; protein dimerization activity. Gene Ontology annotation, biological process: regulation of DNA-templated transcription. The record is from RefSeq and is a predicted model, not a curated record. The transcript has 3 exons. Bases 507 to 1691 code for a protein of 394 amino acids. NCBI's taxonomy places the organism in Eukaryota, Viridiplantae, Streptophyta, Magnoliopsida, Caryophyllales, Amaranthaceae.
AUAAAAUAAAAUAAAAUAAAAUAAAUAAAUAAAAAAGUCCUUGAACUAUCCCACCAACCUGACCCAAAAUCCCCUUAUCUUUUCCUAUCAACACCCCUUCUCUCUCUCCCCUAUUUUUAUUUUAUUUUAUAUUUUAUAUAUUUUUUUAUUUUGGAUGCAAUUAAUAUAGUCUCUCUCUCAAUAUAGUUGGCCUUGUCUAUAUAAAUAUCACCUCUUCAACUCUCUUUUCUCUAGUUUAUAAACUUUGUCAAUAGAUAAAAAAAUAAUUCAAAAAAAAAAAAAAAAAAAUCUUCAUAGAAAAGCCAAUUUUUCGCCAUCUAGCAACUUCUUGUUCAAUCAAAGAUAUCAUCAUCAUCAUUCAAGGAAAAAUAAUACAAUUUGAAAAGUGAGUUUGUUAAUGCCGUUGUUGAUAAGAAAGAAGAUCAGAAGAACAUACAAGCUGAUAUUUUCAUCAUUCAUCCAAAUCAUCAAAGUUGCAAACUUUAUAUCUUAGAAAUCAAAAUCCAAUGGAUGGUUGUACAAGUAUGGCUCAAUGGAGCAACAUUUACCAUCAACAAGGCGGUAUCGAGACAUCGAGAUCGAUUUCAUCUUUGAUCUUAGAUCCAAUCCAUGAAGAGCUUCAUCAAGAAGAGAAUGGUCAAGGAAUAUUAAUCCCAUGGAAUAAUGAAGGUGCACCGAGAAAUAAUCAGAUGUGCUCUUCUCUUCCUAUGAUUAUUAGUCCGUUUUCGAACAACAUCAUUCAUCAAUCUCAACCAUUCGAUAAAUCGACUAAUAAGGGUACUGCAUCGGCUAACAAUUCCUUUGAUCAACAAUCAUUUGAGUGUUUAUUAUCAGGUACUAAUAGUAAUACUGAUACUUCAGUUGAAGAUGAUGGUAUUUCUAUGAUUUUUUCGGAUUGUCGGAAUUUCUUCAAUUAUAAUUCCAACAAUGGUAACAAUCAUAAUGAUAAUGAGCCUAAGAAGAGGGGUAAUAUUGAACAAGAUUUCCAAGGUGAUCAUCAAGAGUUUCCUCCAUUUAGUAUCACCCAGGAAAAUUCUUGUUCGCCAAGUUUGCGGCCCAGUAAGAGACAGAAGAACAACAACAACAACAACAAUGUUGAGAAGUAUGGGUCAGGCCGGCACAAGGGCUCAUCGAAUAUAAGCUUCCAACAAGGAAGUUCAUCGGGUUCCUCAAUUGAGGAACCCGAUGCAGAAGCAAUUCAACAAAUGAAAGAGAUGAUAUACAGGGCGGCCGCCUUCAGGCCGGUGAAUUUUGGGGUGGAUUUGGUGGAGAGGCCUAAGAGGAAGAAUGUAAGGAUAUCAAGUGAUCCACAAACCGUCGCGGCGAGGCAAAGGAGGGAGAGGAUUAGUGAGAGGCUGAGAGUUUUGCAAAAGCUUGUGCCUGGUGGUAGUAAGAUGGAUACUGCCUCAAUGCUUGAUGAAGCUGCUAAUUAUCUCAAGUUUCUUAGGAACCAAGUCAAAGCCUUAGAAACUUUAGGUAAUAAUAAUAAUAGUAAUAGUAGUAAUAAUAAGGUUGAUAAUCAUUAUCAUUAUUCUCCUAAUACUUCAACUAAUCAUCUUUUCCCUUCAAUUAACCUACAAUUUUCAUCCAUGCCAUUUCCCAUGCAAUUACCCACAAAUAAUUCUACUAUUUUUAACCCUCAAUUUUCACUACAAAACCCUAAUCAUCUUCAUGUACUUCCCAAAAGUUGAUGUACUUUUAAUUAUUGGAAACCCCAAGAAAAGAAAAAAGAAUUCAAGGGAAAUGACCAAUUUAACCCUACCUACAUCAUAUCCCCAUAAUUUCAUGAUUAUUGUCAUCAUUGAUAUCAUAGUCAUCAUCAUUGCUCCCUCUGUUACAUCUCAGUGAUAAGGAGGAAAUCAACAUCAAAAACAGGUGAACAUUUUUGUAAUUUUACCUACAAUGUUUUGGGGGUAUUUUAGUAAUUUGUAGUGGUGGGAUGAAAUUAUUUUUUUUAAUUAUUAGUCAAGUUAUUAAAGUAGUGACCUUUUUCAAUUGAUCUGUGAAAAGUUUAAGUAAUUAUAGCACAUAUGAUUAUGAAAAAGGGGAGGUCAGAAAAGUGAUUAUGCCCCUUUAUGUAAUCUUUUUACCAAUUAUAUGAGCAUUUUCUAGUGUACUUGAAAAGGUUCACUUUCUUGUUCUUGCUA